UAUAACUGAUUACAUGAGCUCAUCAUGAAGAUUCCAACCCUUUUCAUAAACCACUACUGACAAAGAAAUAAAAUUCCUGUUGAAGAAGCAUACCAUUCAGCGUCAUGGGCCACCUUGUGACAGUAGCGACUUGCAAUCUGAAUCAAUGGGCUCUUGACUUUGAAGGGAAUCGGCAAAGAAUCAUCCAGAGUAUUCAAGAGGCCAAAAGCAGGAAUGCAAGGCUACGUGUUGGACCUGAGCUGGAGGUCUGCGGAUAUGGCUGCCUCGACCACCUGUUGGAACAGGACCUCUAUCUGCAUUGCUGGGAGCAGAUGGAGUGUAUCCUCCAGGACAAGUCUUGCUUCGAUAUCCUGCUCGACAUUGGCAUGCCAGUCCAGCACCGGAACGUUCGGUAUAACUGUCGAAUCAUCUGUCUGAAUGGAAAGAUCCUCUUCAUUCGGCCAAAGAUGGUCCUUGCAAACGAUGGAAACUAUCGGGAGAUGCGGCACUUUACCCCUUGGCUCAGGCCCCAAGAGUAUGAGCAAUAUUACUUGCCGCGGCGAAUCCAGAAGCUACAAGGAGAGACUCAUGUCCUCUUCGGCGACGCUGUAAUCUCAACGCCAGAUACCUGCUUCGGUGCAGAGACCUGUGAGGAGCUCUUCACUCCAGAUGCUCCUCACAUUCCCAUGUGCUUGGAUGGCGUAGAGAUCAUCACUAACAGCAGUGGCUCCCAUUUCACACUCCGCAAGCUGAACCAGAGACUUCAGCUUAUCCAAGAAGCCACGAGGAAGAGCGGCGGAGUCUACCUGUACGCCAACCAAAGAGGAUGCGAUGGAGACCGUCUGUAUUACGAUGGAUGUGCCAUGAUCUUCAUCAACGGCGACGUUGUUGCGCAGGCGUCGCAAUUCUCCCUUAAAGAUGUAGAAGUCAUCACCGCUACCGUUGAGCUUGAGGAUGUCCGCGCAAAUCGGGCAACCAUCUCCCGUGCCAUGCAGGCAGCGACGUCGACUAGGAAGUAUCAUAGAAUCGAGACGCCCUUCGAGCUCAGUUCUGAGCAGGCGGAUCUGGAUGUCAGCCUUGGACCAAGUCCGGCGAUUGAACCAAGGUUUCACGCUCCUGAAGAAGAGAUUGCAUAUGUCGGCGGGUGCUAUCUGUGGGAUUAUUUGAGGAGAUGUGGUGCGGCGGGAUACCUUUGUCCUCUAUCAGGCGGGAUUGAUUCAGCCUCUACAUCAACGAUGGUCUAUGGCAUGUGUAGUCUUGUCAUGGAUGCGAUCAGGGCUGGGGAAGAGCAAGUUAUUGCGGACGUCAAGCGAGUUGCAAGAUAUUCCGACAAACUGCCUGAGACACCGCAAGAGCUGUGCAAUCAGCUCUUCCACACUGUAUAUAUGGGCAUGUCUAAGCAAAGUUCGGAGGAGACGAGACAGAGAGCCAAGGAUCUAUCCGAUGCCAUUGGCUCAUACCACGUCGAUCUUGACAUCGACCAAGUCUACGAAGCGCAAAGAAACCUGGUGGUAAACGCCCUCAACUUCGAACCGAAAUUCAAGGUCGAGGGCGGAUCAUCCGCCGAGAACAUUAUGUUACAAAAUAUCCAGGCCCGAUCGCGGAUGGUAACGGCAUACGAAUUCGCUCAGAUCCUCCCGACCACUCGGAACCGUCCUGGAGGGGGUAGUCUCCUCGUCCUAGGGAGUGCGAACGUUGGAGAGUCGCUCCGUGGGUAUCUCACAAAGUACGACUGCUCGUCCGCUGAUAUCAAUCCGAUCGGUGGCAUCGAUAAGAGUGACCUCAAGCGCUUCAUGGCAUGGGCGGAGACGAGCUUCGGCAUUCCUGUCCUGCAUGAUUUCUUAACAGCCACACCCACCGCCGAACUGGAGCCGAUCACAGAGAACUACGUGCAGUCAGACGAGGCGGACAUGGGCAUGACGUACGGUGAAUUGACCGAAUUCGGUCGCCUGCGAAAGGUCCACAAACUCGGUCCCUUCGGGAUGUUUCAGCGCCUGGUCCACGAAUGGGGCGGUCGGUACGAGCCGGAGCAGGUGGCGGAGAAGGUGAAGCGUUUCUUCCAUUACUAUGCCAUCAAUCGGCAUAAGAUGACGACGCUCACGCCAGCACUGCACUGCAAUGACUAUUCCCCAGACGACAAUCGGUUUGAUCUGCGGCCGUUCCUCUACCCUUCGUUUUGGGAUUCCUGGAGUUUUAAGAAGAUUGAUGAGGAGCUGGAGAAGAUUCAGAGGACAAGGGGGAAGAAGCCAGGUGCCUGAAAUGGAAGUGGAUGCACUGGGCCAAAAUCAGAAGAACGGUUGUAUUUCGCUAUUAUAGAAAUCAAAACGUGCGCAAUCAAUACGAU
Messenger RNA from Eremomyces bilateralis CBS 781.70, 2323 nucleotides. Its product is annotated as putative glutamine dependent NAD+ synthetase. The record is from RefSeq and is a predicted model, not a curated record. Gene Ontology annotation, cellular component: cytoplasm. The transcript is spliced from 8 exons. Gene Ontology annotation, molecular function: NAD+ synthase (glutamine-hydrolyzing) activity; glutaminase activity; ATP binding. The coding region runs from base 105 to 2237 and encodes 710 amino acids. Lineage: Eukaryota; Fungi; Ascomycota; Dothideomycetes; Eremomycetales; Eremomycetaceae. Gene Ontology annotation, biological process: NAD+ biosynthetic process.